UAGUAUCUAUCUCAUAAAAUCAACAGUUUUUCACAAAUUAAAUAAAACAACUAUCAAAUACAUUAUUUGCAAAAUGAGAGACCCUUCAUCAGAUAAAGCUGCGUCUGCAGAUAGUGCACUGCAAGAAACUUCGAUGGUUGAGGCAAUCGGCGGAGAGACACCAGCGGCUUUACCUGGUCUUGACUACGAAAUAGAAGCUAUAUUACAAGUACCUGAAGUAGAAGAAUCUCCAUUUGGCCAAUAUGUAAAGGACUGUCCAGAAUGCAAAAGUGCUGUACGCUGUUACUUCAUAAACUUCAAUGAAAAAGUAGUAAUGUGUGAGAACACAACAUGCUCGUGGCCUUUCGGCUAUGAAGAGCCUCAACGCUUUAAACAUGACGAGGCCCUCUGUGUCGAUGAUGAAGUUGAGAGUCUCAAGGUCAUGACAUACGGCCCUAUACCUCCUUCUGGGUCGAUUAUAUCGACAAUGGCUUGGUCAGAAAUGGACCGGUCCAACAAAGGUCUGGACUCGGAGGAGCCUGGUAGCACUCCGACGCACCAGAGCGAUGCAGCCAGGGAUGCCAGGUUACAGGAGGUCUUGAAACAGAAGGAGGCAGAUCUACAGACAAAGAAAAACCUUCAGGAUAUUAAGAAGUUGAAUGUUCAGCUCCAAAAAACCUAUGAAGAUGAAGAGGAAAUAUCAUGCAUCCGCAACGAAAAGUGGAUUAAACAUCUCAACAACUUGCAGAGCAUGUCCGGUAUCCAACUCCUGCGGAAAGAAGAGAUGGCUUUACUUAAAGAAAGCAAACCUCAGGGUCUAACUAUGAACAUAAAUGCGGAGAAUACUGCGAUAAUUAUCAAUUUAGCUCCGUCAACGGAGCUUUGUACAAUGGAAUCAACUGCCUCAGAAAAACCAAGUGCUUCAAAGGAACUUACCUCUAUAAAAGAAUCAAUGGACGCAACGGAAUCAACUGCUAUGAAGGAACCAACUGCCUCAAAGGAACCAACUGUUUUUGAACCUACUGCCAUUGAAAUAAGUACAUUAGAAGAAUUAACUGUUACAAAUGAACCGGUCAGGACAGAAGAUAUAGUUACCGCUCCUUAG
Cydia amplana is the source of this 1084-nucleotide messenger RNA. RefSeq lists its product as uncharacterized. The record is from RefSeq and is a predicted model, not a curated record. Bases 74 to 1084 code for a protein of 336 amino acids. NCBI's taxonomy places the organism in Eukaryota, Metazoa, Arthropoda, Insecta, Lepidoptera, Tortricidae. The transcript has 4 exons.